This is a messenger RNA of Pseudomassariella vexata, 696 nucleotides long. Its product is annotated as ubiquitin-conjugating enzyme/RWD-like protein. The record is from RefSeq and is a predicted model, not a curated record. NCBI's taxonomy places the organism in Eukaryota, Fungi, Ascomycota, Sordariomycetes, Amphisphaeriales, Pseudomassariaceae. The transcript has 2 exons. Gene Ontology annotation, molecular function: protein binding. Gene Ontology annotation, biological process: cytoplasmic translation. The coding region runs from base 1 to 696 and encodes 231 amino acids.
AUGGGUCGCGAGGAGCAAGUAGAGGAAAGGGAAGUCCUCGACUCGAUCUUCCCUGAAGAAAUCACAGAUAUCUCAGACACAGAAUACAGGAUAUCCAUCCUCCUCGACGUCCCACCAGACGACGACGAAGACACAGAUGAGCCGCCCACCAUAGUGCUGCAUGUGCGGUACCCAGAAAACUAUCCCGACGAGCCCCCCGUCCUCGAACUCUCCGCGCCGCAAAAUGUGCCCACCCACCCGCAGUUCUCCGUCGCCAGCGACAAGGACCAGCUGCUGCAGGGCCUCGAGGAAACUAUUCAAGAGAAUCUCGGGAUGGCCAUGGUCUUCACCCUCGUUACCACGCUAAAGGAAAACGCGGAGCAGCUGGUGGCGGAUCGCAAGGCGGAGCUUGCCAAGGCCCACGAGGAGGCGCUUCUGGCCGCGGAGCGCGAGGAAAAUAAGAAGUUUCAUGGCACCCCGGUCACACCUGAGACGUUCGUCAAGUGGCGGGCGGGCUUCAUCAAGGAGAUGGAAGAGGAGAGGCUGCGGCUGGAGGAGGAGCGGCUCGCUGAGCUAAAGAAGUCAAGGGUCAAGGAGGAGAAGAAGUUGACUGGCAAGCAACUCUGGGAACGCGGACUUGUCGGUAAGAUUGAUGAAGGGGAGGACGAGGACACGGGGCUGGCCGAGGGUGUCGAGUCAUUAAAAGUAGCGUCAUAG